Pocillopora meandrina is the source of this 2773-nucleotide messenger RNA. Lineage: Eukaryota; Metazoa; Cnidaria; Anthozoa; Scleractinia; Pocilloporidae. The record is from the annotation of a GenBank genome assembly.
AUGCGUGUGCCAAAGUUGUCAUACUUGUCAACAUCAAAACGGAAUUGUCUGCAAGGAAAAGAAUUACAUUUCGCUGGGGGAAAGAUGAAUAACAAUCCUGUGAAGCAUGAAAUUGCUCUCAUCAAUGGAGUGGUGACGAGAAUAUCCAGUGCAAUGUCUACAGAAGAAAAUAUUUGCAUCGUUGUGAUCCCUGGUAACCCAGGUGGUAUUGGUUUUUACGAUAUUUUUAUCUCAACAAUAUUUCAAGCGGGAAAAGGAAAAUAUUCCGUUUACGGUGUUUCGCAUGCAGGUAGGAGUCAAACAACAAUUUACAAACAAUGCUACAACGAAAAUGAUGCUUGAAAGGCCUUGGGCAAAUCGAAUAAGCGAGAAUGUUUUGAUCGAUCUCAAUGGUUUUGUUUAUAAUAGUUUUUCUCAAAUUAUUCUAUAACCUUCGAAUCAUCAACCAAAAAUGAUAAAGCUGUUCCUCCUUGGCAAAAUCUUUUUAGAUUUCACUUCAAUCCACUUUCUGCGACGUCGUAGUCCACUUUGUAACCGUCGAUAUACACUUACAUGUGAGUCAAAUACGGCCAUCUGCUGUAAACUCAAAUCUGAGGGAAAAAUCUAUUUAAAAAUAAAAAGCCACAACAUGCGAACAGUUCCCGUCGCCACCUCCUAAAUGAAACUUUCCUUAUUUACUUCACAAAAAACUGAAAAAUUGAUAUACGUCUUUAAAAAUGUGUGAUAGAAACGUGAAAACUUUCUGAGAGCGCACGAUAUAUCGUUAAGAAGUUUAAUGGAUUUGUUUUAUAUUUUGCGUCAGAUGUCACUUGCAAUUACACGAAUUGAUUUUAACUGAUAUAAGUGCCAUGAAAACGACAACCUCAUCAAUGUUGUAUUAUAGGUGAAUAACAGAAUUAUCUUUACAGUUUUGUUUCUCGUUGUAUAUUUUGAGCCUGGAUAAUAUCUUGAACAUAAAGGCUGCUAUUGUGAGUGGAAGAUUCAAAUUUAGAACCAAUUUAUGAUUUAUUUCGUUAUUUCUUAAUUGGUGGAGGCGCAAAAACGAAUGAAAGAUUUAAGAUUUCUCAUUCGACGACAAUUUAUGUUCAUUUCAUCGUUGUAUGAUGACACUGAAAAUGGUGGGGAUGAUAUUCGACUUUUUUUAUCACCGCAAAAAACUGGAUGACGGUAUUAAGAAAUUAGUUCGGAAGAGUGUAAAUUUAAAGAUGGAAUUGUCCUUCGAAACAGACGGAAUUGCUUGAUAAUUCAUCAAAUGAUGUCAAACUAUACACAAAUUUCAUAUUAAUCACACUGUGAAAGCUUAGGUAUAUGCAUAUUCCGACAAAACAGGAAUUUCUUAUAUACACAUUGAACUGUCAUGUAAGUAUCUUCGUGUCGAUAUCCGUCGGUAGAACUCAUGGGUGAUCCAGGAAUUAUUAUUGUAAACACAGAACUCAACGACAAGAAUUCCUGCUACCAAUUAAUCAUUACCAUUACAAUUUUCGAAAAAACAAAUACAUCUAGAAAAAUGUCUCCUAUGGAGACAAUGUCUAAAGUUAAAAUAUUCCUCCAUUUUGGAAAUUCUCCAGUUUUUCCUGGGAUAAGUGGUUGUCGCUAUGGUUAUUUUGAUCAAUUCUGUUAUUGGUGAAUUUAGCUGAGUGGACUUAAUAUGAUCGGCUGCUUCAACUGCACGAUUAUAACUCUUUAAAAUAAUUAAUGAAAAAUAAAGCAGUCAGUGCACCAAUCACAUGUGAGGAAAUUGCAAUGUUAUGAUUGGUCCAGAACACUUGCGCCACUUUCGUAACCAAUCAGAUGCCAAGCUAAUACCGAUCACGACUUGAUUGCUAGCGUUUUCCCGCGCUUUAACACAAUCUCUUUGUUUUAACAUCGAGUUCUUUUUGGCUCUUUGGGGUUCUUUCCAUUCUUUUGAUUGGCCGUUGUACGUGAUUACUUUAGUUUUGGUUUUACGACACUGGUUCGAAAAGCGUUAAGAGUAAACACGAGUCCAUUGCGUAUACAUUUCUUUUCAGGCCAUGCGCCAGUGGAUGAACCGACUGGACCAUGCAGAUGGAAAAGCAAACAAUGGGAUCAGCCUGAUUUGCCAUCGUCUUUCUCACUCACAGACCAAAUCGAGCACAAGCUGGCCUUCUUGGCUUACUACAUCCCUGCACACUGCAGAGUCAUUCUGAUUGGCCAUUCGAUUGGGGCGUACAUUGCUCUGGAAAUGCUCAAGCGAUAUCACGACAAGGAUAAAAUCCUAAAAUGCGUCCUUCUAUUUCCAACAAUUGAGCAAGUGGAUUCUGCACCUAGUGGGAAAAUGUGGAAAUUUAUCUGCCACUAUCUACAUUGGCCUUUCCUUAUGGGAACAGUUUUGGUGUCUUUUUUACCCUCUUUUCUUCAAAGGUGGUCCAUUAACUGGUGGAUGUACUUGAACAAGGUUGAAAACAAAGAGUCUAUCAUGGAAGCGGCGCAAUCCAUGCUUAAUUAUCGUACAGUUGAUAACGUUUUGGAGAUUGGCCGCCAGCUCGUUACGAUACGUGAAUUAGACAAUGAUUGCAUACGCGCCAAUCUGGACAAACUAGUUUUUUUCUACGGGCUCGGCGAUCCCUGGGUUCCACAGAAUUAUUAUGAGGCUAUGAAAGAAAGGUUCCCGGAUGGUGACAUCAAACUGUCACGGGAUAAAGACAUCAGGCAUGCUUUCGUGUUGGAUACGUCGGAAAAAGUGGCCAAAAUGGUGUGGGAAUGGAUUGAAGAAUAUCUAAGAGAUCUGGAAGAAGCUGAGAGUAUUUGUUGA